Messenger RNA from Ilex paraguariensis (yerba mate), 459 nucleotides. The record is from the annotation of a GenBank genome assembly. NCBI's taxonomy places the organism in Eukaryota, Viridiplantae, Streptophyta, Magnoliopsida, Aquifoliales, Aquifoliaceae.
AUGUCUAGAGCUACUAGGUAUAGGCCUAAUUUUGUUGGUGUUGCACCUACUGGUCUUUCCACUGCACCUUGGGAUACGAGCUCCAGUCCUAUUCCACCAGUUCCUAAGACUACUAUACUUCAGAGGAUGGGGAGGCUAGAGCAGAGGAUGGAUGAUUUGGAGCAUGGGUUUAGGGAGAUGAAGGCAUCCCAAGUACAAAUGGCAAUAGUCUUGGAGCUAUCUUUGAUGAUGCAGAGGAGGAUGUUUAUAGCUUUACUACUAGGAGAGUCAUUGCCAGUCUUACCUUCAUUGAUUCUUAUUGUUGCUACUUCUUCAAUACUUGUUCCACCUACUUCAGCACCUGAACUGCCACCUGCAAUUGUGACUGAGCCUCGAGAUCCAAGAGUGGAUAUUGAGAGUAGUGAGGCAGAGGCCGAGUUUGACUUUGAUAAGGAUGAUGAGGGGGUUAGGAUUUGCUAG